AGAUUACAAAAUACCAGAGCCGCACUCUUCUUGAAUGUGACACCACGUUUCUCUGGUGACGUGUGGAUGUUGUUCACGGGAUCCCUUUUACUUCUGCAGUCAGCCGAGAGUUUUAAUCCCAUCGAGUGUCGUUGCUAAAGGCCAACAGAAGAAACCCCACUCUGUCUUACCUCUGUUACCAGAAUGCAUCUUACGACAGAAGAGAAGAUAGAGCUUGGAUUCCACUCCGCAUUUGGGGGCAGUGACGAACAGCCACAGCUGACUGACAUUGUGGAACCACACAUAGAUGAGUCUCUGGGACAGACGGUGGACCGUGGUGUAGAUUUGGUUUACUCCCUCAAUGAUAGGCCGCCAUGGUACCUCUGCAUUCUCCUCGGCUUUCAGCACUACGUCCUUGCCUUUGGUGGUAUCAUCGCAGUCCCGCUGCUCCUGGCUGAGCCUCUAUGCAUCACGGACAACAAUGUGGCCAAAAGCCAGCUCAUUUCCACCAUAUUCUUUGUGUCAGGAUUGUGCACUCUGCUGCAGACGGCCGUUGGAACCAGGUUACCAAUCCUUCAGGGAGGGACUUUCAGUUUCAUCACCCCUACUUUGGCCAUUCUUGCCCUGCCAAAAUGGCAGUGCCCAGCCCAAAGUACACCAGUGACCCCGUCCAUGCAGCUGCAGAAUCACACCAAUCCGCUGCCAGGGGAAAACGGCGAUGAAAUCUGGAUGUCACGAAUACGCGAGAUUCAAGGGGCCAUCCUUGUUGCCUCCCUGCUCCAGAUAGUCUUAGGCUUUUCUGGACUGGUGGGUCUUGUGCUUAAAUACAUCGGCCCUCUGGCUAUUGCUCCUACAAUCAACCUCAUUGGCCUGUCACUGUUCAUCGAGGCUGGGAAGAAAUGUGGCAGUCACUGGGGAAUUGCUGCUCUGACAGUCUGCCUGAUCCUCCUGUUCUCCCAGUACCUCAGCAAAGUUGAUGUUCCAAUGAUUACAUACAAGGACAAGAAGUGGAAGGUUUUCCAAUAUCCUCUCUUCAAGCUCUUCUCUGCGUUGUUCGGAAUGUGUGGGGCCUGGCUGGUCUGCUUCUUACUGACCGUCUUUGACGCCUUGCCUUCAAAGUCUAAUCAGUAUGGCUUCUCAGCAAGAACUGACAUCAACCUGAACGCUGUGACAAACUCGCCGUGGUUCCACAUGCCUUAUCCAGGUCAGUGGGGCAUGCCCACUGUGAGCCUGUCCUCAGUGUUGGGAAUGAUGGCAGGCGUCUUGGCAUCUACUAUGGAAUCCAUUGGUGACUAUUACGCUUGUGCUCGUUUGUCUGGUGCUCCUCCGCCACCCAUUCACGCUAUCAACCGAGGCAUCGCUGUCGAGGGCAUCGGCUGUAUCCUGGCUGCACUGUGGGGAACUGGCAAUGGCACCACCUCCUACAGCCAAAACAUUGCUGCACUUGGGAUUACCAAGGUUGGAAGCCGGUUGGUCCUCCAGACAACCGGAGUUCUGAUGAUUGUUCUGGGCGUCUUUGGCAAGUUUGGAGCAGUUUUUAUCACCAUCCCUGACCCAGUCAUUGGAGGCAUGUUUCUGGUCAUGUUUGGCAUGAUUGCAGCCGUGGGGAUAUCCAACCUCCAGUAUGUUGACCUCAAUUCUUCCCGCAAUCUCCUCAUCCUUGGCUUCUCUACCUUCAGUGGACUUGUGUUACCCACCUGGUUUCACUCCAAUCCAGGCAUCAUUGACACAGGAAUAAAAGAGCUGGACCAGGUGAUUGUGGUUCUCUUCACCACACACAUGUUCAUUGGUGGAUUGUUUGGGUUUCUUCUUGAUAAUACAAUUCCAGGUACUGAAAAAGAAAGAGGCAUCAACAGCUGGCAGGACAGGGUGCAAGAGGACGGCAGAAACUAUUGUGAUAUGUCAUGCUACGAUAUCCCUUUUUGCAGUCGUUUUUUAAAAAGGUUUAAAUGUUUCCAGUUUCUACCUUUUCUCCCAUCUUACAAAACCUCAAAAGAGGGAGUGUCCACAUAAAGAAGUGGUACCUUCCUGGUUAAUAUUAAUCCUCGUAACCGAAUUAAGCCAAAAUUGCUGUUGUUACCAUUGAACUUCACCUGUGAGGUGAUUGUGGUUUUUUAAAAUGUAACUUACAUGUUGAACUAAUAAACAAAAUGCAAGUUGUUUAUUUUCUUACCAAAUAUCCAGUAGGAUUUUGAUGUUGAAAUUAAAAAAGAUUUUUAAGUUUAUAUGCAUCAAUGUGUGGUUUAUUCCUAAAAUAGACCAAUUUCUCAAAAGAUCAUUACUACCUCAUGAUCAAUACUAACAGAACAGAAACAUUUUAUAUCAACUAUUUGUUUGACAUAGAAUUGUACACUACUUUUGCAGCUGUAUUUUAUGGUAAGGGUUAAAUAUCAUGUCAUUGUCUAGGUUUAGAGUCAAACCUUUUAAACGUGCCUUUGCGCUUAAAAAAAUGCAGUUUGCUUUUAUUAAUUUGUGUUAUGUAGUCC
Molecule: messenger RNA, 2465 nt
Organism: Fundulus heteroclitus (mummichog)
Lineage: Eukaryota; Metazoa; Chordata; Actinopteri; Cyprinodontiformes; Fundulidae
Product: solute carrier family 23 member 2
Exons: 12
Coding region: 184-1992 (602 amino acids)
Biological process (GO): transmembrane transport
Cellular component (GO): membrane
Molecular function (GO): transmembrane transporter activity
Source: RefSeq, a predicted model, not a curated record